This is a messenger RNA of Hordeum vulgare subsp. vulgare (domesticated barley), 807 nucleotides long. RefSeq names its product stress enhanced protein 1, chloroplastic-like. The transcript has 2 exons. The record is from RefSeq and is a predicted model, not a curated record. The coding region runs from base 124 to 483 and encodes 119 amino acids. Lineage: Eukaryota; Viridiplantae; Streptophyta; Magnoliopsida; Poales; Poaceae.
GUGGAUAGAGCGACGUCCAAACGGCCAACCGACGGCCACUCACUUCAGCUAGCUCAGGCCAGCAGCACAAAAACCAACAAGCGAGCGCGAGCGCAGGCCAGGCCACCGCACCGCAUCCAUCUCAUGGCGCUCUUCUCCAUCCUACGCUCGUCUCCGCCGGCCGUCCCGGCGGCCUCUUCUCGCCGACCACCCAACCACGGUGCCCACCUGCUACGCGUCAGCAUCAGGGCCGCCGCGCCGUCUCUGUCCGUGAGGUGCGAGCAGAGCAGCAAGCCGGGAGGCGGCAGCGUCGUCGACGUGUGGGCGAGCCGCCUGGCCAUGAUGAGCUUCGCCGCGGCGGUCGUCGCCGAGGUGUCCACCGGCAAGGGCCUCGUCGAGAACUUCGGCGUGGCAACGCCGGCGCCGGUGCUGGCGCUGGUGGUGUCGGCGCUCGUCAUCGGGCUGGCCGUCCUCUUCAUCGUACGGUCCGGAGCGCAAGAUUGAUGGAUCCAUCGCGCGAAGUAAUUGAAGACCUUUUUUUUUCUAGAAUAUAUACAAAGUAACCGAAGACCUACUUCUGAAGAACGAGUGUGCAGAUCUUCUUUGCAUCUGAUUUGCAAAGGUUCCUGGAGAUUCUAAUUAGCAUUACUUUCGACUGUAAAUCAUUCGAUGUAUGCAUAUGCAUAUAGCAAAUUUCGGUUCAAAUUCAAGUCAGCCAAAGGCUUCCGAUGUUGCUAACACUUUUGUGUGUGAAUUCAGACUGGUGCUCAAAAGUCAGGUUGUAACACCCUGUUAAUUAUUCAGUCAUAUGAUUGUGAUGUCCGUUCA